AUGCUGACCUUCAUGCUCGCGGUCUCCUCGGCGAGCGCGCCGAAGAUGAGAAGCCUCGCGCAGGAGGCGCAGGCGAGAGAGCUGACCGCUCUGCGGCAGCUGCUCCCGCUCGCCCGCGAGCUCCUGGGUGCGCAGGCCGAGUCCGCGGAGAGGCAUGUGCGCAACUUCGUGCGCGACCCCCACGCCACGGACAUGCCGCCCUGGACCGGCAGGGCGGAGCCCCACCCGCCGCGCCAGAGCCGGAGAGACGAACGCGGGCGGCGGAACAUGGUGCGCGCCGGCUCCUCCCUGGCGAUCGCGCUGGAGGCUGCGAGCACCAGAUCAGAUAUUCCAUCGGCCCCUGGAAGGCUCUCAGGAACGAGGUCUUGCGCAUCCUUGGAUGCGGUGCUCCAGGAAGGCGCUCAAGCGGAUGGCAUGGACAGCAAGCAAGACAGGGUCAUCCCCAAGAGCCGGGUGUACACCGCCGCGGGCCACCCUGUCUUGCACCACCAGGACUCCAGCAUGUCCGUCAUGUCUGCGAGCUCUUUCAGCGACUUCAACAAAAAGAAGAAGAAUUUCCGCAUGGGGCCGAUCGUCUCUGGGCGCGAGUUCACAGAGAACGCUACCGGGCAGGCGAAGAACAGCGUGAACUUGCAAUUCCGUGCGGACCCGAAGUUGCAGGCUACUCCUGAGGUGAAGGAAGAAGACGCUAUGACCUACCGCACGGAGGACGUAUUGUCGAAUGCCGAGGCCAAGCUGGUGUACACCACCCACGGCUCGAACGGGAGCGACGAGCUGGGAUCCUUCAAGGGUCAGCCCAGGUCGCAAGCCCUCAAGUCCCAGAACGUGUGGCUCAAGAAGGAGCUGCAGGGGAUGCAGAAGGAGCUGGACAAGGCGUCGGAAGAGCUGAAGGAGGCGAAGUCCAAGCUGAACACGCACACCGACCUGCACCAGGAGCAGCUCGAGAUCCUCCGCGGCUUCCGAAAGAUCAUCAGCCGCACGUGGGACGACUGGUACUCGUGCCCAAUCGAGGUUCACGUGUUCGAAGACAGGGAGGGACUGCGAAUCGAUCUCGAGGACAUUUGCAGGAUCCUGGAGAUUCCGUGCCAUUCGUGCGGCGACACUGCCAAGGGCCAGGAGUUGCUGCAGGAGCUGGCAGAGCGGGUAGAUGCGGACAGGAAGAAGUGGACAGAAAUCCUGGCCUGCGACACCACGGCCGGCACGGGGCCGGUCGCCAGCUGGCGGUCUCUGAGGACGGACCAGGGCGACGGCUUCUGCACACGGGUGGUGUUCCUGGGAGCGCUGUUCCUCCCGCACCUCCCCACGCAGUGGGUCGCCGACGGCCUCUUCGUGGCGCUGGUCAGCGAGGCCGAAGAGUUCGUGGAGCUGGGGGCCUCGCUGGGAGCGACUGACGAGGUGGACGUCAGAAGGAAGCUCAAGGACAAGGGGAUCGACGAGUACCUCCUGUACCCCGUAUCGCAGUCCGCAGUGGAGGAAAUGGUGCGCGGGUCACUACAGCAUCAGUUCAGGGCGGAGUACUUGUUAGUGCGACAGUUGGGUCGUGGUACGAUGGGGGUGGUGUACCGAGCAAAGCGAGUAUCCGAUGGAGAUUGCUUUGCGUUGAAGGAGAUCAAUACACGCAAGUUCAACAAGCAAGGUCAGGGCGACAUCAUCCGCCAGCUCGAGACCGCCCAGAGAUUUCAGUGGCCGACCCUGGUGUCCGUGCUGGAUUUCUGGAUGGUGACGAAGGAUCGGCUGAUGUACUGUCUGAUGCCGUUGCUCUCGGGCGGCAGCCUGGAGAGCCACAUCAUGACGGCCAAACAGGACGGCGAGCCCAUUUCCUUUGAUCAGGUCGAGGAGUGGUACGUCCAGGCGCUCCACGGCCUGAGCUACAUGCACUGGCGGGGCGUGCUGCAUCGAGACGUCAAGCCCGACAACCUGCUCACGGAGGGCGACCAUGGGGCCGUGCUCAAGAUCGGGGACAUGGGCAGCGUGCGGGAGCUCCCAGGGCAAGGCCCCCACCCGUCGCCGGACACGUGGGUGCCUGCGGCGGUGACCACACCGGGCUACGCCGGCCCGGAGGCGCACACCCAGGCGGUGUACUACAGCGGGUCUGACCUCUGGUCGGUCGGCGCCACCUUCUACGAGGUCUUCACCCUGGAGCCGCUGGUCCCGGCGCCUGACGACCCGGACACUCCAGAGACGGCGAUCUCGGAGCUCGUGUCUCAGUUCGACCCCAGCCAGCUGGAGAUGGGGCCGACCGCUGGCAAUCUGGACCUGAUCGCAGAGAAGGACGGCGGCCUGGUCGCCGACCUGCCGGAGCUGCUGCGGGCGGAUCCGCGUGCGCGGCCCAGCGCCUCCGAGCUGAUGCGGCGGCCCGCCAGCGCGCAGGUGCUGCGAGCGGUGCUGGAGCAGAAGCACGGGCUUCCGAGCUUCCACUUCGACGAGAUGACGAGCAUCCACGAGGACUGGCUCGAGGCCUGCCGUGCCAGGGGGGACCCGAGCACCCAGGUCUGA
Prorocentrum cordatum is the source of this 2496-nucleotide messenger RNA. Lineage: Eukaryota; Dinophyceae; Prorocentrales; Prorocentraceae. The record is from the annotation of a GenBank genome assembly.